GUCACAUAGCAAGCGCAAUUCCAAAACUGCUGUUAACAGGAAGAUACUGUAUUUAUGUGAUUUAUAGCAGUUAGCGAUUAUAGGAAGAAUCAAUGUAUGGGCAUCGCAUACCUUCUUUUGCUAAAACCUGUAAUACUGAAAUGAGCUCGACGCUGUUUUGGAGCACAUGUAUUUAGAAAUAAAAUCAUCAAUUGAAAUAUUUGUCAUAAAUACUAAAUAAUACCACUUUGAUCACUUUUUCCAUACAUGCAGGCCAAUACUCCAAACUCGGGCACUGGUGCAUCUGAGGAUGAGUGGAAGCCUGAGGAUUACAGGCCAAGCAAGCAAAAUAUUAAUGACAUCAAGACACCUAAGGGGAAUGAGCCGGUGCCGAUUGGAGAGGGAUACGCAACAGUGCCAGCCAGGGUCCUUAAGCAAAUUGAUUGGAGAUCAUACACUAGUGCGACAAGGAAACUGUUGACUUCGGUGUUUACACGCCGAGAGUUAGCGACUCAUUCAUUGACCGGGAAAUCUUCUCCUGCCUUCCCGGGAAAACCUGCGAAGAAACGUCUCGAUCCCGAGCUCGUCAAUGACAUCGUGCAGAUUGUCGUUGAAAAAUCAAAGGUCAACGCAAGCUUGGUGCGGAAAGGAGGUGGAAAUCUACACGGCUAUGCAGAUGCAGAUUGGGCCAACUGUCCUGUAGAUCGUCGUUCAUAUACUGGAUUUUACUUCUCAAUGUCCGGCGGAGCUAUUUCGUGGCAGAGUAAGAAGCAAUCCAGUACUGCUCUUUCAUCAAGUGAAGCUGAAUUCUUAUGUUUGACGAGUGCGGCGAAGGAUGCUGUGUUUUUGAGACGGUUGAUGUUUGAAGUCACAGUAAAAUAUGUCGGUUCAGUCGUUUCACGCAUCUUACUCAUCCAUGGAGCUUAA
This is a messenger RNA of Leguminivora glycinivorella, 906 nucleotides long. RefSeq lists its product as uncharacterized. The transcript has 5 exons. The coding region runs from base 247 to 906 and encodes 219 amino acids. The record is from RefSeq and is a predicted model, not a curated record. NCBI's taxonomy places the organism in Eukaryota, Metazoa, Arthropoda, Insecta, Lepidoptera, Tortricidae. Gene Ontology annotation, molecular function: DNA binding.